Molecule: messenger RNA, 3938 nt
Organism: Meleagris gallopavo (turkey)
Lineage: Eukaryota; Metazoa; Chordata; Aves; Galliformes; Phasianidae
Product: ATP-dependent translocase ABCB1
Biological process (GO): oligopeptide export from mitochondrion
Cellular component (GO): mitochondrial inner membrane
Molecular function (GO): ABC-type oligopeptide transporter activity; ATP binding; ATP hydrolysis activity
Source: RefSeq, a predicted model, not a curated record
UUCAUCCACAGUUUUGGGUGCUAUGUAACAUGGUAUGUUUCUGAGUUAUUUCAAACUUCUGGGUUUUUUUUCAGAUACCAUAAAAAUUUAGAAGAUGCUAAACGCAUUGGAAUCAGAAAGGCUAUUACAUCUAAUAUUUCUAUGGGUGCUGCUUUCUUACUGAUAUAUGCAUCAUAUGCACUGGCCUUCUGGUAUGGAACUACCUUGAUCUUAAACGAUGAUUACACUAUUGGCAAUGUUCUUACAGUCUUUUUCUCUGUACUGAUUGGAGCUUUCAGUAUUGGACAAACUACUCCAAGCAUAGAGGCAUUUGCUAAUGCAAGAGGAGCAGCCUAUGCAAUCUUUAAUAUCAUUGACAAUGAACCUCAAAUUGACAGUUAUUCAGAUGCAGGCCACAAACCAGACCACAUUAAAGGGAACUUGGAAUUCCAAAACGUUUUCUUCAAUUACCCAUCCAGACCAGAUGUUGAGAUACUGAAAGGCUUGAAUCUGAAGAUUAACUGUGGCCAGACAGUAGCUCUGGUUGGUGGCAGCGGCUGUGGAAAAAGUACAACUGUUCAGCUCAUCCAGAGAUUUUACGACCCCAAGGAAGGCACGAUUACCAUCGACGGGCAGGAUCUCAAGAGCCUGAAUGUAAGAUAUCUGCGGGAGAUUAUUGGUGUGGUGAACCAGGAGCCCGUGCUGUUUGCUACAACUAUUGCAGAAAAUAUUCGUUACGGCCGCGAGGAUGUCACCAUGGAAGAAAUUGAAAAAGCUACCAAGGAAGCUAAUGCUUAUGAUUUCAUCAUGAAGCUCCCCAAGAAGUUUGAAACCGUGGUUGGAGAAAGAGGGGCACAGAUGAGUGGAGGGCAGAAGCAGCGAAUAGCAAUUGCUCGUGCUCUGGUUCGCAAUCCUAAAAUUCUUCUGCUUGAUGAGGCAACAUCAGCUUUGGAUACUGAGAGUGAAUCCGUUGUGCAGGCAGCACUGGACAAGGCAAGAGAAGGACGGACCACAGUUGUAGUAGCUCAUCGUCUGUCAACAGUUCGAAAUGCGGAUCUUAUAGCUGUGUUUGACAAUGGAGUUAUCACAGAACAAGGAAAUCAUUCUCAACUGAUUGAAAAAAAGGGAAUCUACUACAAACUUGUGAACAUGCAGGCAAUAGAAACUGAAGAUCCAUCAUCAGAAAAAGAUGAGAAUGCAGUCAGUGUCAAAAGAAGUGGAUCUCAGUCAAAUCUGGAUGAAUCCUUAAAGAGAGGACUGAGAAGAGGAUCAACUCGGAGAAGCAUGAAAAGGCCAGGAGAACCAAAUGAUACUGAUGGGAAAGGUAGUUCAUCUGCAGAAGAAUUACCUCCAGUUUCAUUUCUGAAAGUUAUGAAGUUGAACAGAAAGGAAUGGCCGUACUUUGUAGCUGGAACUCUCUGUGCAGUUAUCAAUGGAGCUUUACAACCUGCAUUUGCAGUCAUAUUUUCAGAAAUUAUAGGGAUUUUUUCCGAAGAAGAUGAAAAAGUUUUGAGAGAAAAGAGCAACUUAUAUUCACUGCUGUUUUUAGUACUUGGGAUCAUUUCCUUUUUUACUUUCUUUGUUCAGGGUUUUGCAUUUGGCAAAGCUGGAGAAAUUCUUACAAUGAGGCUUCGAUUCAUGGCAUUUAAAGCAAUGCUGAGACAGGACAUGGCCUGGUUUGAUGAUCCUAAAAACAGCACUGGAGCACUGACAACAAGACUUGCUAAUGAUGCCUCACAAGUGAAAGGAGCAACUGGCGUCAGAUUGGCAUUAAUUGCCCAAAACAUAGCUAACCUGGGAACUGGUAUUAUUAUAUCUUUAGUUUAUGGCUGGCAGCUGACCCUGUUACUUUUAGCUGUUGUACCAAUCAUCGCAGUGGCAGGAAUGAUUGAAAUGAAGAUGUUGGCCGGGCAUGCAAAAAAAGAUAAAAUAGAGCUGGAAGCUGCAGGAAAGAUUGCAACAGAAGCUGUAGAAAAUAUUCGAACUGUUGCUAGUUUGACACGGGAAAAAAGGUUUGAGCUCAUGUAUGGAGAGCAUUUGCAUGUACCAUACAGAAAUUCUGUGAAGAAGGCACAUAUAUUUGGAUUUUGUUUUUCCCUUUCACAAGCAAUGAUGUUUUUUACCUAUGCUGGCUGUUUCCGCUUUGGAGCCUAUCUUGUGGUUAACGGACACAUGGAGUACAAAAGUGUGUUCUUAGUGUUUUCAGCUGUUGUAUUUGGUGCUAUGGCAUUAGGACAAACCAGCUCUUUUGCACCAGACUAUGCCAAAGCCAAGAUAUCAGCAGCCCACUUGUUUGUGCUGUUUGAUAGAGUACCUUCAAUAGACAGUUACUGCGAAGAUGGAGAGAAACCUGUAACGUUUGGGGGAAACACAAGGAUCAAAGAUGUGAAAUUUAACUAUCCAAACCGACCAGAGGUCAAAAUCCUCCAAGGCUUGAAUCUAAAAGUAGAAAAAGGACAAACAUUGGCCCUUGUUGGUAGCAGUGGAUGUGGAAAGAGCACUGUUGUUCAGCUGCUUGAGAGAUUUUAUGAUCCACUCAGUGGAGAAAUUGAGUUUGAUGACAAAGAUGCAAAAACACUGAAUAUCCAGUGGCUGAGAUCUCACAUCGGUAUCGUCUCACAAGAACCAAUCCUGUUCGACUUCACCAUCGCUGAAAACAUCGCAUAUGGGGACAACACCCGGGAGGUGUCCCAUGAGGAAAUCAUUAGUGCAGCAAAAGCAGCCAAUAUUCAUUCCUUCAUUGACUCUCUGCCAGAAAAAUACAAUACUCGUGUAGGAGACAAGGGAGCACAACUUUCUGGUGGUCAGAAACAACGUAUUGCUAUUGCUCGAGCUCUUGUACGUAAGCCCCAGAUUCUGCUGCUGGAUGAAGCUACGUCUGCCUUAGACACAGAAAGCGAAAAGGUUGUCCAGGAAGCACUGGAUAAAGCCAGAGAAGGCCGCACCUGCAUCGUGAUAGCUCACCGCCUGUCCACCAUCCAGAAUGCUGACAAGAUUGCUGUGAUCCAGAACGGCAAGGUCACAGAGCAAGGGACUCAUCAGCAGCUCCUGGCUGAAAAAGGCUUCUACUAUUCACUGGUCAAUGUUCAAAGUGGGUCUUGCAACAUGUAAAUUAAAGGCAGUACUUCUCUCCAAAGUGUCACUCUAAUUAUUUCAAUACUACAUAAUAUUACUGGUCAGUCUUGAUAUUUUUUUUCUCCAAAACUAAAGACUUUUUAUAAAUCCUAUGAAAACAAGAAAUAACAAUGUACCAGUUUCUCACUACUAGUUUUCAUUAUUCAAACUACUUUACUGCGUGCCCAAAGUAGAAGCCUAUUACACCUAUAAAAGUAGAAGCUUGCUAAGCCAAAUUUAAUUCAUGUUAGCUGGCUUUGAACUCUAGCAAAAUCACGCUAUUCAGGCACAUCUGGUAAACAAUAUGUAAACAUGAUUGUAUGCAUUAAAACCAGUGUUGGUAUUGCUAGGAACAAGCCUUAAGCCUUAUCUUAACAGUGACUUAUGCUGACUGUGUAGGGACCCAGUUAUGGCCUAUUAGGCUUGUUAUCAACUUAUGAGAACUUGCAGGCCAACUGGACCUUGAUCCCAGAUAUCUCUUGUGGAGUUUUAGCCUGGGAUUACUGCAAAUAUGGUCUUGGAAAUAUGGGUACAGGUUGAAAACUAAGGCCCCAGAACUAUUAAGAAGUAUCUCACUCAUGGUUCACUUACUCAUUGUGGAAGAAAUGUGACGUAAAUGCUGGGAAAGACUGCUUUAAAUAUAUUACAGAAAGGAAGCAGCAGAUAACAAAUUAUAAUUACACAGCAUCAGCUCUGUGGUUUUGUAUAUCAAUUGCUAAUUUAUUAUGUGAAUUUUAAGAGUUAACUGCUUUGAAUAUCUUAUAAUAGCAAUUAAGAUUUUACCAUUAGCAAUGUGUAUUGUUAAUGAAUAUCUCUGAAUUAAAGUUCUAUUUUAAAGUUUAAAA